UGCGCGAAAAAAUGCGCAUGAGGUUAUGUGCACAGGACACCGUAGUGACGGAAGUGCCUGCUAUGGAGGAUACGAAUGUAUUUUUUAUCCACGGGUUUGAUCAUAAAUCGGUUUAUUUAUCGUUAGCCAGAUUAAAAAUGGCAGCCGUGUUUCUAGUUAUGUUGUAUGAAUAUUCUCCUUUAUUUUACAUUAGUGUCAUAUCCUUAUGUUUCGUUGUUACCGCCGCCAUGGUCCUCGGCUGGUUUGGUUUCGAUGUCCCAGUGAUUCUUCGUAGCUCUGAUGAGACUGAGUCAGUCUUGCCUGUCCCAGAGAAGAGGAUGGUUCAGGUGACCAACCCCUUUGCCCUGGAGAUGGGGACCUCUGGGGUGGCAUCUGUGACUGGGGGUGUGUCCCUGCGUCCAUGCUGCCUGGAGCCCUGUGUGCUGAGCUGUUACUGGGGUUGUGGUGUCCAUGCCCUCCAGGGGGCGCUACAGACCCACCAACAUGGCCUCAGUAGGCUCAGCACACCACAACAGUUCCAGGAAGCCCUGCACUUCCAGUACCACCACUGCCAAAGUUUCCAUAUCAGUGGAGAGAACAGAGAGGAGCACUACAGCGAGAUGCCAGCUGAACUGAGGAUCACCGAUUUUGGUCAUUUGCCACGGGAACGUUAUCCCCUGGUGGCUCUCCUCACACUGGCUGAGCCUGAAGCCAGGGACACAUACAACAUUGCCGCCAGUGUCACCGUAGUCCAUGUUCCAGAUGACAAAUACAGCCUGUCGGCACGGAUCCUGUUUCAUUACCUCCUCACGGCACAAGGGAACAUGUAUGAGUUAAAGUCACUCUUUAUGUCAGCUGAGAGCAUGGGGUUGUCAGGGGCGACUGACCCCGCCCCUAGCACAGAGAUACCACCAGAACGACAGGAAAGAGAGCAUGGAGAGGAAGAGAAGACACCAGGAAUGGAAGAUGAAGAGUGGUCACAGGAGGGAAAAGCCAAAGACUGUGUUGUGUGUCAAAAUGCACCUGUUAACCGUGUUCUGCUACCCUGCAGGCACGCCUGUGUGUGUGACGGCUGUGUCCAUCACUUCCAACACUGCCCCAUUUGCAGAGCUUUCGUAUUGGAGUCGUUUGCCCUGUUCCACAAUUCCCCUAUGGGGGAGGAAGAAUGAACUGUGAUGUAGCAGGUCAAUGUCAUUAGAGUAGCUGUAUGUAUGGUGGCCAGGAUGUGCAUGAGCAUUAUCACUAUAGGUACUGGUCCAAUACAGAUAUAAUAGUACCGUUUCAUGGGAAUCAGUGUCUAUCAUAGAAUGGAUGUGAUAUGGUUUUACGCCAAAGUCAUCUAUUGGACAUUUCAAACUGUUGUAGGGCUGUGAGCAUAUACAUUUUAUCACGUUGAUAGUUGUGUUGUAAACUAUUCCUUGAUCGGUUUGUAAACAAUGUAUGUAGAUAUGGAAAACCUACUAUUUGUUUUUAUGUGUAAUGUAUAGAUGUAUUUUAUUUAUUAUCAAUAUACCAUACAUUAAGUUGUU
This is a messenger RNA of Oncorhynchus keta (chum salmon), 1508 nucleotides long. Its product is annotated as cell growth regulator with RING finger domain protein 1-like. Gene Ontology annotation, biological process: negative regulation of cell growth. Bases 12 to 1148 code for a protein of 378 amino acids. The record is from RefSeq and is a predicted model, not a curated record. The transcript has 6 exons. NCBI's taxonomy places the organism in Eukaryota, Metazoa, Chordata, Actinopteri, Salmoniformes, Salmonidae.